CUGACCGUGGCUAACUUCAGCAAUGCGGAGUGUGGUUUUUAUAAGUUUGUUCCGAGGUCCUUGUUGUUUUGAACUGUAUGUAUGGAUACAUUUGUUAAAAUGGAUUUUGUGCAGAGUUUCGGGACGUAUCACCUCAGACUCAUCUCGGUUAGCUCAACAUGCUAAACGAAGUUACCAUAGCGUUCUAGCUGGAAAUAGACGGAUACAAAACUCGGCCACAGUGACCUUUGGAAAUACAUAUGGACCAGAAGAGGAAGCUAUCCUGCGCAUGCGUGUUAAGCCUGUGUGUGUUCUGAGCAAAGAGUCCGGUUAAACUGUUUUAACCCGUAAUUCCGUCAUGCAGUCCAUCAGAUACAACCGGAGUGAAUCCCCAGAGCCCGUAUGUAUGGGUAGCCUUGUUCAAGUGGACUUUGCGCAGAGUUUCGGGACGCUUCUUCACCUCGGAUUCAUCUCCGUUCGCUCAAAAUGCUAAAUGAAGUUAGCAUAGCGUGCUAGCUGUAAAUAGACGGAGACGGAACUCGGCCACCCAGCGCUAGUCUGAGCGACCAAACGGUGUUAUUCAUGGACCCGCAGUGUCCAGAUAGACAUGUCUGAAGGGACUCUGUGAUGUUCCCUUUAUUUGAAAACGUCUCCUGGUGUCCUACGAAGCUAAUGAAGUUAGCUCGCUAGCUGGAAGUAGACGGACCCGAACGUAACCUAGCAACACAGCGCAUGUGUCAGAGGGAGGAAAAGUUGCUGUAAUUUAGUAAAAAUGUCUCAAGUUGAAAUGCUGAGAGCUUUUGUGAAGCAACGACUAACUGCGGCUGCUGAAGAGAUAUUCGACCAGUUCGAAAGAACGAUAGCAGAGUAUCAGGAGGAACUUAAGUCCAGGUCGAAAGAGAUUGACCGACAACAGAAACUACUGGACGCUGUUUGCAACCCUGAAGACGGGUUACACAGAGCAGACGUCCCGCAGCUGUUGGUGGUUAAAGAUUCGGUUCGCCCUGAGCAGCAGGAGUGGAGUUCCAGACCGGACCAGGAGGAGCCAGAGCCCCCCCCGCACAUUAAAGAGGAACAGGAGGAACUCUGGACCAGUCAGGAGGGAGAGCAGCUCCGCGGGCCGGAGGAGGCUGAUGCCAAGUUCCCGCUCACUUCUGUCACUGUGAAGAGCGAAGAAGUUUCUCAGCGCUCGCAGCUUCACGAAGACGAAACCGAGGCCACCAGAGAGGCAGAGCAUUCGAAAACCGAAGCUGACGGAGAGGACUGCGGAGGACCGGAACCAGCCGGGAACUCCGAUCCAGAGAGACAUCCAGAACCAGAUGCUCACGACGAGAGUCCACAAUCCUCUGAACCUGAGAAUGAUGACAGUAGAGAUUGGGAGGAAACUGGGACACCUCGGUCAGCUUCAAACCCUCUGCAAAACAACAAAGCCCUCGCGAUCGACGGGACUACAGGAAAAACCAAAUUUAGUUGCUCCGUUUGUCGUAAACGAUUUACCUGGAAGAACUCCUUAGUGGCUCACAUGAAACGUCAUUCAGAAGGAAAGUGUUUCAGCUGCUCAGUUUGCAAAACAAUGUUCAGCAACAACAACCUUCUGCUGAAACACAUGACCGUCCAUACUGGGGAAAAACCAUUCGGUUGUCCAGUAUGCCGCAAAAGAUUCGCCGACCGCAGCAAUCUGAAACGACACCUGACUCUCCACACCGGAGAGCGGCCGUUUCAGUGUCCAGUUUGCAGUAAACGAUUCGCGCAAAAGGCACACCUGGAACAACACGCGGCCUUCCACACGCGGGAGAAACACUUCACUUGUUCAGUUUGCAGUAAACGAUUCUCGAACCACAGCAACCUGAGACGCCACCUGGCGCUCCACACCGGGGAGAAACCGUUCAGCUGUCCAGUGUGCGGCAAAACCUUCGCACAACGGGGACACCUGAAACAGCACUUGCCAGUCCACACGGGGGAGAAACGGUUCAGUUGUUCGGUUUGCAGCAAAACGUUCACGCAGAAGCAUCACGUGGCGCAGCACUCGGCCGUCCACACGGGGGACAAACCGUUCAGUUGUCCAGUCUGCAGUAAAACGUUCACAAAAAAGCAAUAUCUCGAAAAGCACAAGUGUGUUGCGGAGAGCAGCAGGAAGAAGUGAAGCUGCAGAGACUCUUGUUGA
Molecule: messenger RNA, 2143 nt
Organism: Perca flavescens (yellow perch)
Lineage: Eukaryota; Metazoa; Chordata; Actinopteri; Perciformes; Percidae
Product: zinc finger protein 184-like
Exons: 2
Coding region: 752-2122 (456 amino acids)
Source: RefSeq, a predicted model, not a curated record